CGAGCUCCGCGGAGACUACCUGCGUUUACCGACAAACGAGAAGGUUUUCCUUCAUGGGAACGAUUGUGUUUUGAAAUGAGUACUUUUUUGCAAAAUCAAACCAAAUAUUUGGGAUCUCGGGCAAAGUGACUCGCCGGAUAAAGAAUUCUCUAGUUAUCUGUCACUGGAUCCUUUUCUUCGCACUUAGGCUGGUGUUCGUCAGCCUCUCCUGGAGGAUUGGACUGACUUUUAUAUUAUACGGACUUUUUUAAAAGCUUUUUUUCCCUUAUUAUUCUUUCACGAUGGCUGACAGCAAACAUCCUCAAGUCAUUUUUUGUAACGACUCGCCAAAACGAGUUCUGGUCUCCGUUAUUAAGACGACUCCGAUAAAGCCCAAAGCCGCGGAGGCGGCGAUGCCAACCAGCCCCGGCUUCAGCGACUUCAUGGUCUAUCCGUGGCGAUGGGGAGAAAACGCGCACAACGUGACGCUCAGUCCGGGAUCAGGGCCCGGGGCCGCCUCGGCUGCAGACACGGACCACCUAAAGGACGGGAUCCGGCGUGGCCGCCCUCGCGCGGAUACCGUCCGAGAGCUUAUCAGUGAGGGUGAGAACUCCACCAGCCGCAUCCGCUGCAAUAUCUGCAAUCGGGUUUUUCCCAGGGAGAAGUCCCUGCAGGCUCACAAACGGACACACACGGGUGAGCGGCCUUACUUGUGUGAUUACCCAGACUGCGGGAAAGCCUUCGUCCAGAGCGGCCAACUAAAAACUCAUCAGCGCCUACAUACCGGAGAGAAGCCUUUUGUUUGUUCGGAGAAAGGCUGCGGUAGCCGAUUUACUCACGCUAACCGACACUGCCCCAAGCACCCAUAUGCCAGGCUGAAGAGGGAGGAGCCCACAGAGCCGGGGACAUCCCACGGGGCCGACAACAAGGCCGUGGCUGAGUGGUUGGCAAAAUACUGGCAGACGAGGGAGCAGCGAGCCCCUGCCCCUAAUAAAGGAAAAGCCCCGAACAAGGUCGCCAUGGAGGACCAGGAGCAGCAGGACCCCAUGGACUUCCUGCCCUCCGAUGAGGGGGAAGAGGAGGAGCCGGAGGAAGGAAAGGGCAGCAGCGGGGGCGGAGCUGCCCGGCGACGCCUCCAGGAACAGAGGGAGCGCCUUCAUGGAGCGCUGGCUCUCAUCGAGCUGGCCAACAACGUGUCGCCCGCGUAAACUAGACACUAGGGUUGCAUUAUUCUGGGUUCUGUCCAGUGUGAAGCAAAAUAUUACAAACAAGCUCUCGUAACCUCUUUCUAAAUGUAGUGGUUUAUCGGGAAUUUCAGCGCUCCUGGUGAAUGGUUGACAUUACCAGCCAUUUUUACCCACAUAUGCAACCCUAGGAUUUCCUGCCCACUAAUGCACCUGUGGGAUCGGCAUAAGCUAAAAGCACCUUAUUUUUUCCCUCCUAUUUUUAACUUUAGGCUGCUACCUUAGUAGAUAUCUUUAUAUGAAGAAUGUUUGUUUGGGGUUUUUUUGUUUGUUUGUUUUUUGUUUUUUUGUUUGUUUUUUGUUUGUUUUUUUGCUUA
Messenger RNA from Electrophorus electricus (electric eel), 1540 nucleotides. It is a transcript of the gene znf367, whose product is annotated as zinc finger protein 367. The record is from RefSeq and is a predicted model, not a curated record. NCBI's taxonomy places the organism in Eukaryota, Metazoa, Chordata, Actinopteri, Gymnotiformes, Gymnotidae. Gene Ontology annotation, cellular component: transcription regulator complex; chromatin; PcG protein complex. Gene Ontology annotation, molecular function: DNA-binding transcription factor activity, RNA polymerase II-specific; RNA polymerase II cis-regulatory region sequence-specific DNA binding. Gene Ontology annotation, biological process: regulation of transcription by RNA polymerase II.